Prosopis cineraria is the source of this 2033-nucleotide messenger RNA. RefSeq lists its product as uncharacterized. The transcript has 4 exons. NCBI's taxonomy places the organism in Eukaryota, Viridiplantae, Streptophyta, Magnoliopsida, Fabales, Fabaceae. Bases 1079 to 1840 code for a protein of 253 amino acids. The record is from RefSeq and is a predicted model, not a curated record.
UCAAAAUUAUCCCGUCUGAUUUUUGGCUCAUUUCAGAAAUGGGGCGAAACAAUUUUGUUGAUCACAAGCUUGUUUAUAUUUCUUUCUCUUUCGAUUUGUCCGAAUCGUUUUCGUCUUCGUUUCUGCUCCUUCAACAGUGGUUUUCUUCCUCUUUAAUCGGACAUUCAGUUUUUCUUUUUUUGUUCUAUUUCUUAAGCAUUUUGUGGGAGAUGAUACAUGAUGCUUGCUGAUGACUAGCUACAUUGUUUGCCCAAGUCAAAUUAACGUAAUUCCCUUUUGUUAUUUAAAAGUAAUUUUCUUUUUGAGGUCUUUAGUUAUUCAAAGUAGCUGUUUUUUCUGAGGGCCUUAAAUCGAGCUUGGUCCCUCGCCUGGGGAUCAAAGUAUAUAUUCUCUCCAUGUUCCUAGUCCUGGUAAAACCGUUGGUCCACAGCCAUUAAAGAUGCAUAUUUUCAAAUGUGAGUCCAUAGAUUCAAGUGGGAACGUCCCUAAGAUGUAUAUUAGCCAUCCAGAAGGCUACAGGAUAGGUGGGUCAAUUGCAUAGAUACACCUUCUUGGUUAUUAGGAAUUGGAUGGGUUUGUAUCUCUCCAUUUCCCUUCUGAUCAUUUUCUUUCUUUUAAUUUUCUUUAAUUGUUUGAGAGAGACAAGCAACCGGUUUCUUCGUCUGAGAACCAGCAUGGCGUUGCUUGCAAUCUCAGCCAGCCUAUAAGGUUGCUUGGACUUAGUUCAGGUUAUUCUCUUCCAAACAAUUUUUAGAGCAUCUUUGUUUGCAUUGGCCUUCUACAUUUCAUAGCCGAUCUCCUCUAGCGGACAAUGCUUCUUCUUCUUCUUCUUGUUGGCCUAAUACAUUUUCUGGAGAAGCAUAGAUGCAUAGGUCGUCGGUAAUAUCUGCUUUGUGAUGGUGCAUAUAGAGGCUCUUGUGCCCUGCGACAUGUCUAUGAAGGACUUUCUUAAAACACUGAAGGAGUUCGGUAAUUUACUUCAUCAGUUGGUGCCUCAAAAUUAUAUGCUAGGUUAGUGGAAGUUCUUCCAACCAGUAUCUCAGAUAUCAAGAGCUUAUACUUCAUAAUUUGUGCCACCAUGUCAAUCUUGUCGAGACUACGCUGCAUUACUGUGGAUGUUACUGGUACACUAAUGGCUUACAAAGGGGAGCUUGGUGACUAUUAUUGCAUGGCGGCCAAAUCUGUUGGCUUACCUUGCCCAGACUACAAACGCGUGCAUGAGGGCUUUAAACUUGCAUACAAAGACAUGGCAAAAAAGUAUCCGUGUUUUGGGUUUCAUGCCAAAAUGGCUAACAUUGUAUGGUGGAAAACAUGCGUGCGAGAUUCCUUUCUCAGGGCUGGAUAUGAAUACGAUGAAGAGACAUUUGAGAAGAUAUUCAGACGCAUAUAUGCUUCCUUUGGUUCUGCAGCUCCUUACAGCGUGUUUCCAGACUCCCAACCAUUCCUGAGAUGGGUCCGUUCAAAGGGCCUUAAAGUUGGCAUUGUGAGCAAUGCAGAGUAUCGGUAUCAAGAUGUCAUACUUCCUUCCUUGGGUUUAAAUGAGGGAAGUGAGUGGGACUUUGGUGUGUUUUCUGGUCUUGAAGGAGUUGAGAAGCCAAAUCCCAGAAUUUAUGAGAUUGCCCUUGAGAGGGCUGGAAAUAUUGCCCCACAAGAAGCUCUUCACAUUGGAGAUAGCAUGCGCAAAGACUAUGAGCCAGCAAAGAGCGUAGGCAUGCAUGCUCUGUUAUUGGACAGAUUUAAGACUCCAGAUGCUGAGAAUUGGAGAAAAUCUGGGGCCAUUGUGCUUCCUGACUUAGUGGCAGCUCAAGAAUGGCUUUCUUCUGAGAAAUCGACUUUCUAGAGCAGCAUAUUAUUGUUUUUAGCUCAAAAUAAUGUUUUAUAUUUGAUUCUAUCCUUUUACUGAUUUUUAUACAUAUGAGAAAUUGAAGUCACUUGGAGGGAAUCUUGCCUCAAAUUUUCCUCUAUAAGUUGAUAUUAAAAUUCAGGGCCAGACUUGGAAUUGGAUGAUGGAAAAGAGGCUGCUUCGUUUUCAA